This is a messenger RNA of Protopterus annectens (West African lungfish), 4581 nucleotides long. It is a transcript of the gene TMEM132C, whose product is annotated as transmembrane protein 132C. The coding region runs from base 826 to 4131 and encodes 1101 amino acids. The transcript has 9 exons. The record is from RefSeq and is a predicted model, not a curated record. NCBI's taxonomy places the organism in Eukaryota, Metazoa, Chordata, Ceratodontiformes, Protopteridae.
ACCCUCGACAUAGUACUUGCCAGGUAACAAAGCAUAGGGAUGCAUAUACCUUCUGAACUGCUACAGUAUUGAUCUACCUUACCAAUUUAUCUGCCGUUUGCAUCGAGAUCCUCCACAGCACGUUAAAGUCCUGCAAAAAAAGUCUGUGUCGCUGAGCUUGCAUGGCGCUUAAUACCGGGCACAUCAACGGCUAGCGAGGCUGUCAAUCAUCAGAAGCCCCACCCUUACCACUUUUGGCUAAAAACUCAAAGCAGGAGUUCGUGCAGGGUGCAGAGAUAAAGGCAGGGUAGAGAUUAGGACUCAAGGGCCCCAAGAGGAUAUGACUCGCUUACAGAAGGAGCUGCCACUCCACUCAGGAAGGAAGAGAAAAUAAAUUGACUGACCCUUUAAUUACCCUUAAUUGAUGGAGCACACCAGCGUAUGGCACUCCAUGCCCGUAGGAUAAGAUAACUGAUGUACUUGGAAGUGCAAACUGAGGAAUAAUGUGAACGGAUAGUGUCCGACACUCCCACUUUCUAAAUGUAAUUUAUUUGAACAGCAAGACUUCUGGAUGACGGUAGUCAUGCAGCCAGUGUUUGACAGGAGUCCUGCAAGUGCGAUGGGGGAAAAUCAAGGAAAGUUCUCCGCUCUUUGUCCUGUCAUCCACAGGUUUCCAUAAUAUUUUUUAUGUACUAGACAUAUGACCUAAUAGCUCUGGAGAUGGGCAGGCAGGAACAGGCUCCUUUUCCUCACAGGAAUCAUGUGGAGCUGGUUUCGACAGGCACUAGCAGGAGUUGUUGACUUACUUGUUUUGGUCAGUUGAGCUCCGAUCACAGCAAGGAUACCAUGGAAUGCCCUGGGGCGUUCAUCAAAAGGGCUACUAGUGGGCUUCUUGGACCUACGUUAAGCUUCUUGUUGGUAGUCUUGCAAUGCAAAGCACUGGAAAGCCGAGGUAUUGCAGAUGGUGUGCACAGGUUUUCGUCAUUCCCAUCGUAUUUACCUGUCACCUAUCAAAUUCACAAUGCAGAGAUUUCCUUUUUCCUUAAAGAAGCCAACCAGGAUGUUAUGAGGAACUCCAGCCUGCAAUCCAGAGUAGAAGCUUUCUUUAUACACAAAGCCAAGAACCCCCCCAUAUUAAAUGUAACUUAUGAAACUCUUUUUAGUGAGAAAACAGUCCCUUUAGAUUUUAUGGAGACAUCUAAUUCAUUCAUUUCAACAAACAGUUAUACUCUGAACUGGGAACUUAAAGCAUACAUUGUUGAUGAAAAGAUUUUCUUUGACAGGCCAAAAGUGCAAAUUCUUUUUUAUAUAAUUGGAAGAGACUGGGAUGACUACAGCAUUACAGAACAACUUCCUUGUGUUAGAGCAUUUGCCUUUAGGGAGACUCGGGAAGUCCGUGGGAGCUGCAGGCUAAAAGGUGAUCUAGGAAUGUGCGUUGUUGAGCUGGAACUUCUGACAAACUGGUUUAGCCCUCCUUCUGUGGUGCCUGGACGUAAGAAAACAGAUGACCCAGUAGAUGGGUCACCUGUGGAGCUGUACUACAUGAUGCAAACAGAGGAAGAUAAAGGAGAAUGCACCACAGAGGACACACGAAAGCAUAAUGCCAUUCGACCAGGAAGAGAAGACGGUGAUGAGGCACUCCCCCCACUGCAGAGGAUCGGAAGUGUCCACCUCUUCCAGUCCAGGGAAAAUCUGGAACUUAUAGAAUUGAGACUGGAUAACAAUAUUGUUAUUUCCAUGCCACCAAAGCCUGUGAAGUUAGGAGAGGCUUUAAAGGUUUUUAUUGCAAUUUCUAGCAGUUCAAAGGUGGAUCAGUUCACACUGAGAGUCAAGGUGAAGAAAGGUGUUAACAUUAUCAGAGUGCUGGCAACAAACCUCAACGUGUGGGAUGUUAAGCAAGAAAUGGGAAAUGGGGGAAGGCAUUCCUCUGCUACCAUUAUCUGCCGAAAGAUUGCACCAAAUCCUCGAAGCAGAGACAUUCCACUUGUGGAGAUCUUACAGAUGGACUUUGAAAUAAACGGUGUCAGCAGCUUAUCGGGUACCCAGACAAUCACAUGGCAGGCUGAAUACCUUGGAAAGGGUAUGACAGAUCAGGUCACAUCAGAGGUCUUUGUCACUCAGAAAGACGUAGUUGGAAUUGUUGCAUUAGCCAUGGAUUCUGAAAUCUUGAAUACAGCAAUUCUCACUGGAAGGACAGUGUCGGUUCCAGUGAAAAUCUUUGCUGUUGAGGAGGAUGGGACAGUAAGAGAUGUGUCAGAUUCGGUAGAAUGCACCUCGGUUGAUGAAGAUGUGUUAAAGGUUUCCGACAGAUGUGAUUAUGUUUUUACGAAUGGAAAAGAAAUGAAAGGAAAGGUGAAUGUCCAGGUGAAUUUCACGUACCAGCAUUUAAGUACACAACUUGACAUGACAGUCUGGGUUCCCCGUUUACCUUUACAGAUUGAAGUAUCUGAUACAGAGCUGAGCCAGAUCAAAGGCUGGAGGGUACCAAUUGUCCAGGGUAAAAGGUCAGCUAGAGACAGUGAUGAUGAAGACGAUGAUGACAGAAAAGGAAAAGGCUGCACCCUUCAGUACCAGCAUGCAUUGGUACGAGUCCUUACACAGUUUGUGGCUGAAGGACCAGACCCUGGGGGACAGCUAGUCUACAUGCUGGGAUCUGAUUGGCAGUUUGACAUGACAGAAUUAGUGAUGGACUUCCUCAAACUGGAUGAUCCUCAUGUUGCAAAGCUUCAAGAUGGCAGAAUUUUAAUUGGAAGAGAGCUUGGCAUGACAACUAUUCAGGUUCUGUCUCCACUCUCUGAUUCAAUCCUAGCUGAGAAGACAGUGACUGUCCUUGAUGAAAAGGUGAUGAUCACAGACCUUGGGAUUCAGCUAGUGAGUGGAUUGUCAGUCUCACUUCAGCACAGCCCAGGAAGCAACAGGGCUGUCAUCGCUGCAACAGUAGCCCAAGAAUUGCUGCAUACCCCAAAACAGGAAGCAGUGAUCAGUGCCUGGAUCCAGUUCAGUGAUGGUGCUGUAACACCGAUGGAUAUUUAUGAUUCCAAGGACUAUGUCCUCAUAGUCACAUCUGUGGAUGAGAUGAUUGUUUCAGCUCGGCAGGAUAAUCUGCUAAAAUGGCCAGUGGUGGUGGCAGAGGGAGAAGGACAGGGGUCACUAAUAAAGGUAGAAAUGGGGAUCUGUGAAGCAUGUCAGAAGUCUAAAAGGAAAAGUGUUCUGAUCAUUGGAAGUGGAAACAUCAAGGUGAAGUUUGGACAGCCUAAUGCCAGCACAGUAGCAAAUAAAGAAAAUGAUGAUGAGACAGUAGAUAACAACGCAAGUGACAGAAGGCAAAAGAAUACAGGAAAAGAGAAAUUUGGAUUAGAUGGUCAUAAUUAUGGAAGCGCAUCCUCUGACAGAGAAGAAGGUGCGAUGAGAAAGGUUAGCACCACUGCCAAGUCAGCAAUUAACAGGAAAGAACAUGACAAGCUUACAGAUGACGAUAACCAAUUGCUAAAUAUUCCAAUAGAUUUCACAAAUUUUCCUGCUCAAGUUGACAUCCCUGGAAACACUGGUAGUGGGGAGGAAAAUGACCUUCUUCAGACUCCAAAAGGCCUUAGUGACUUGGAAAUUGGAAUGUAUGCCUUGCUAGGUGUCUUCUGUCUUGCUAUCCUUGUCUUUCUCAUAAACUGUGUUACUUUUGCUUUGAAGUAUAGACACAAACAGGUUCCACUGGAAGGGCAAGGAAACAUGGGCCACUCCCAUGACUGGGUGUGGCUUGGGAAUGAGGCAGAGCUGCUAGAGAAUCCUGCUGACUUGUCAUCACCGCAAGAUGAGCACACUACUGUAAUAGACAGAGGAGUGGCUUGUGAAGAGAGUAACCACCUCCUUAAUGGGAACACUCAAAAGUAUGUCCAGACCCAGUUAUUCAGGUCUGCUGACAGUGCAGGUAAAACCACAAAGGAUCCAAAAAAAGAACCUUUAAAUUCUCCCACAUCAAAAAGGAAGCGUGUCAAAUUCACUACUUUUACCACUAUACCACCAGAUGAUGGCUGCCCUACCAUCAAUUCUAUUCUUAUGAGUAAUGAGGAUGAUAUUAAAUGGGUGUGCCAUGAUAUGGACGUGGGGGACUCCAAAGAACUCAGAAACUAUAUGGAGAGACUGCAAGAGAAUGCAUGACAGUUCUAAUGUAUUUGUAGGGAUGGGUUCAACCACACCUUUAAUGCCUGCAGUUAUUGGUGGUAGGAAAAGAAAUGUGGUCUGCACUGAAGUAUAACAAUAUGACAGAAGCAGUGUAAUACCUGUCCUCAAAUGAGGAAAUGUAAUGGUGUUACAAAGUGUCAAUCACUGAAAGGAAACAGCUUUAAAUGUGUAUACACAAAGAGGUAAAGAUACAUAUGAAACUCUUGAGUGGUGUACCACAAAUUAUCUCCUUAAUGCAGGAAAUUUGAAAGGCAUUUAAAAGGCCAAAUUAAUGCUCACUCUGUAUCUCUGACAGCUCACAAAUAUUCUUGUCAGAUCUGACAAAAGCUUGUAGCCUUCCAGAACUGAGUCUGUUAAAUAGCAUUACUGCAGUGCCUCAGUUUUAAAAUAUUUAUAGGCAAGUAAUAAUAAAGCUAUGAACAAGUA